This is a messenger RNA of Gavia stellata (red-throated loon), 933 nucleotides long. RefSeq names its product solute carrier family 25 member 1 (gene SLC25A1). Gene Ontology annotation, biological process: mitochondrial citrate transmembrane transport. Lineage: Eukaryota; Metazoa; Chordata; Aves; Gaviiformes; Gaviidae. Bases 1 to 933 code for a protein of 310 amino acids. The record is from RefSeq and is a predicted model, not a curated record. The transcript is spliced from 9 exons.
AUGCCCGCCCCCGCCGCGCCCCGCCGCCUGGCCGCCGCCGCCCCCGCCGGCAAGGCCAAGCUCACCCACCCCGGCAAGGCCAUCCUGGCAGGUGGCCUGGCCGGAGGGAUCGAGAUCUGCAUCACAUUCCCCACCGAGUAUGUGAAGACGCAGCUGCAGCUGGACGAGAAGGCAAACCCUCCCCGCUACAAGGGCAUCGGGGACUGUGUGAAGCAGACCGUGCGCGACCAUGGCAUCCGGGGGCUGUACCGGGGGCUCAGCUCGCUGGUGUAUGGCUCCAUCCCCAAGGCCGCCGUCAGGUUUGGGAUGUUCGAGUUCCUCAGCAACCAGAUGAGAGACGAAAAGGGGCGGCUGGACAGCACGCGGGGCCUCGUCUGCGGACUGGGCGCCGGCGUGGCCGAGGCUGUGGUGGUGGUCUGCCCCAUGGAGACCAUAAAGGUGAAGUUCAUCCAUGACCAGUGCUCCCCCAAGCCCAAAUACCGCGGCUUCUUCCAUGGCGUCCGGGAGAUCGUUCGGGAACAGGGACUGAAGGGGACCUACCAGGGAUUAACCGCGACUGUCCUCAAGCAAGGAUCGAACCAGGCCAUCCGCUUCUUUGUCAUGACCUCCCUCAAGAACUGGUACAAAGGGGACGAUCCCAACAAGGUCAUCAACCCCUUCGUCACGGGAGUGUUCGGAGCGCUCGCCGGAGCUGCGAGUGUCUUUGGCAACACCCCUUUGGAUGUGGUAAAGACCAGGAUGCAGGGGCUGGAAGCGCACAAGUACAAGAGCACCUGGGACUGCGCCUACCAGAUCAUGAAAUACGAAGGGCCCCUGGCGUUUUACAAGGGCACGGUGCCUCGCCUGGGCCGCGUCUGCCUCGAUGUGGCUAUCGUCUUCGUCAUCUACGACGAGGUGGUCAAGUUCCUCAACAAGGUGUGGAAAACGGACUGA